CACCCUUCUUUUUCUAAUUACUUUAAUUACAAAGACGAGCCUGUUCGGUGUACACGCUCUGUGUCCGGUGUCCCUCGAAAGAUACGGUGCAAAGUACAAUUCGUAGCAUCCAACGAAAAUGGCCGCUCGAACCUGAACCGGUGCCGAUCGACACCUCAUCCGUGGAUUCGUCCAUGGCAAGGGUACUUCCUGUUGAUCCUGCCAACGGAUCGCGCAAGAGUAUAGGUCACCGUUUCGUGGCUCGUGAAUCGAAAUCGAUCGAAGAGAAAGGACGAGGAAUAUAUGUACGUUCAAUGAUGCUCGUCGACCUGCGAACGAAGGUCCGUUACCCUCGGUGUUCCGUCCGACGUUAAUGUAAUCGAGGAAUCGGGCGACGGGAUUUCGAUAACAUUCGAACGUUACGAUUACGCUAUCUCUUUCGACUAUCCGAUAAACGUCAAGCAGAGGAAUCGAGCGGUCAACUAUAGAGCGCAGAACGCGAUUAAGGAUUCUCAUUUGGACGAACGUCGGAAGUGAGGAGAUGAAGAUCGUCGGAUCGCGGUUCACCAAAGCAACGAAUGAGAGGCAGUAAGCGGAGUCUCAUCCGGAUGGGAGUAGCGAACGCUGGAUCGUGGUCGGUUCCUUCGGGCUGUCGAGGUCGUGGCAACGAGAACGAAGGAAAAGAGGACGACCGUUUAACCGGGACGUGGAAAAACCGAGCGUGCAACCGUGGUGUAACGGUGGAACGAUGGCGGCGACCGCCGGGAGAUACGGUGCUAUGGAGAUGAGACAUUCGAGGAGCGAGGACCUCCUCGGCGUGAUCGGAUCGAGAUCGCCGAGUCCUACGGUGCCUCUAACUAGUACUGCCUCUGAGGACGACCUCAUAGCGGCCAGUGCCCUCCACGAGGCCGCUGACACCACCGUGAAACCGACCUGUCCUUUGUUGUCCUCGAGGGUCGCGGGACCGGCUGGUUUUCCCGCCGAUCGCAUCGACCCGGAGGAUUCCAUUCGGGACAUCGUCACCGAAAACGAUCUGUACAGGUUCGUGUUGUUCAAGCGUCAUUACGACAAGUACGUCGCGUUGGCGGCCAAGUACGAGGAAGCCAAGGGCAUCGCAUACUACUUGGAAGAACGUUAUCACGAAGUGAAGGCGGAAAGGGACAAACUAGAGGAGAUCAGACGGUCGCUGGAGAGGCGAUUGGAAGGUUGCGAGGCAGAUCUUCGUAGCAAGGAGGACGAAUUGUUUCUGCAACUGGAACGGAGCCUCCGUCUCGAGGAAGAAGUCGAAAGAGCGAAAGGCGAACGAGACAGCUGUAUAGCUGCCAGGGAUCGUCUCGAGAGGCAGCGCGAGGUAGCUUUGCGCCGUCUGCAGAUGCAACUCGCGCAAAACGAGAUUACGAGGCAGACCCUUGAACGCGCUCGACAGGAUGUCGUCAGACAGGCUACCGUUAUCCGUGCCGAGCGAGAUGCUCUUGAGAAAGAAAACGAAGUCUUAAAGGAGAAACUACGCGUGGAACAGGGAGAAUUAGGGGAGGAGAGACGCAGACGCGAGGAAGGUGUCGCGGCGCUGACCCGAGAGACGAUCACGUUGAGGCACGCCGCGAGGCACCUUCGUGCAGCGACUGUACACGCCACGUCUUGCCGCCGUCGUCGACGGUGCUCCGUUUGUCUGUACGCGCGUCGCACUUUCGCCGAGAUCGAUGAUUAUCGCGAUGACGGGAACCUUUUCAAGUGCCUUCAAGCGCCGCUGCAGGAUCUGCGUACCUGGUUGCGACCCAGCACAACGUCCGCGAUGCCAGCCUCGCGUGGUCAGAGGACUAACUCACCGUUGGCCGAUCGAGAAAUAAGUUACAUCGACGAUUCGAGCGUCGACAGCAGUGCCGGUGGCAGCAACGGCAGCAGCAGUAGUACGACCAGCAGUAACAGCGGCUCGGACGACGAAGCAUAUCCGAGCACUCCUGUCGCCGAAAUGUCGCUUUCAUCGGCCAACUCGAGUGCUCCGCCUACGGCCAGAGCCUUCUCAUCCGAUUCAGGGUUCUCUUCGGAGAUCGGAGAUCGAAGAUCACGAUGUUAUGAAAAUGGGGGUAGUAGCACAAGCAGCAGCAGCGGCAAGAGCAGGAAGAUCAGCGAGUCUCUUAGCUGCAGCGAGCCGGACGAGCAAAACACGACGGCGUUCAGUCGGUCGAGAUGGACCUCUUCGUUUCGCAAGUUACUGGGACGGAAGCCUAAAACCAAGUCCACGCCUGAUCGUUCCUCGUGAAGAAACGAAGACUGAUAGACAAGAAGCAGGCACGAUAAUGCGAGAUCACCGUGAAAUUUAGUGCUCCCUCCCCUUUCCGGCUGCGUCGUUGAUCUAUCGAAUUUAAUCGGUAAAACAUUCCAAACGAAUUCGUUCGAAAUGAGAAAAGCAAUUCGAUACUGCCAGUAGAUUUGAUAUUACGAUACGAUCUUCAAUUCUUUCUUAUCAAUUACAUCGAAUUAAACGACCACAGGUUUCGAAGUUAUACAAUAGGUAAAAAUAGAAUCUUAUCCUCGCUGAUCAUUUUACUAGUAGUAGUUUACUUUUCCUGUAUUUAAGAUACCUCUUUGCUGAUUUUUCGGUUGUUGAAACUCGCGACACUAUGUAGGAAUUGAAAUUUAAAACAUUUGUAUUGCGAACGAUCGAUCGAAUUAGACUAAUAGGUAUGUAUGAAAUUAGCUCGAUGAAAGUGUGUUAUUGGUACGAUGAAAUUCGUAAAAUUCUCGUUUUUAAUCGGAUAGUAGAAUGACGUUAUCAUUUGUAACGUGUUUUGUUGUUUUUACAAUGUUACUGUUAGGGUGAUUGUUAUCCUAUUAGCCAAAGAAAAGAGCAUAGUAAUUUAUAUAUAUUAUAUAUAGGCAAAUAUUUAUAUCGAUCGAUCGCAGUUUCAUUUUUAGAUCGUAGAACAUGUUGGAAUUUGUAAUCAAUUUUUUAGGUGUUCAAUGGAAUUUUGAAACUGAUAUACAAGUCGACACCAAAUAGAUCUUCAAACUCGGGCAGCGAGUCCCCUUUACAAAUUAUCGUGCGACGUAAAUGCAUGCGAUAGAAGAAUUUCGGUUUACUUAUAUCAGGAAUGAUAUGUACGUAAAACAAAUGGAAAAUGUAUUUUACUGUUAUAUAUACGAGCGCAGCUAAUAGUGUGUUGUGAAUAAACAAUAAUAAAAUACGUGAUUGCAUAACGUUCAGGGUAACAACAGAUUAAUGAGCCGUUCGAAAAUCUUGCUUCAUCAACUGUAUCAAUUGUUACUAUUUAGGCGAAUAAUUAAAUCUCUCACUGGGUUCCUUUGCAAAUUACGCGUAAACAUGGCAUAUUUUGUAUAUAUAUUUUUGUAUUUUACUUUUCAACCGUUUUGAUCAAUUUACGAUGGAAUUAUAAAAGGAACACUGCUCCCAUGUAAAGUUCACGCAAACAGUUUUUGCGUUAACUAAUAAACGAAUGAUUUUACCUGAUUUCGGUCAUGUUUCCAUUUUUACCAACAAUAAAUAAAGUUAUUUGUUAGAGAAAGAA
Ceratina calcarata is the source of this 3506-nucleotide messenger RNA. RefSeq lists its product as uncharacterized. The record is from RefSeq and is a predicted model, not a curated record. The transcript has 6 exons. Bases 728 to 2239 code for a protein of 503 amino acids. Lineage: Eukaryota; Metazoa; Arthropoda; Insecta; Hymenoptera; Apidae.